AUGAUGAUUUCAUUGCUGUCAAAUGGUAUUUUCGGAUGCUUCGUGACGAUCCCCACGGGACAAACUGAAGGUCCAGUGACCUCUAUAAUUGAAGGUGUAAUUCAGUGUGAAGAUGUGAGAGAACCUGAAAUAACAACUCCUGCAGAAUUGAUGACAAGUGACACGUCAGUGAAGUCUGAACCUAUCGAGAUGAGUUGUUCAAAACACGAUUCCAUUGAAAAAUGCCAAAAUGCGACAACAUCAAGUGUGAAAUGUAUCUGGUAUGAAAAGGCUAAUAUGUGCAUUAACAGCGAUGAUAAUGAUGUUAAAAACACCACUUCAGAAAUAACU
Schistosoma curassoni is the source of this 330-nucleotide messenger RNA. The record is from the annotation of a GenBank genome assembly. Lineage: Eukaryota; Metazoa; Platyhelminthes; Trematoda; Strigeidida; Schistosomatidae.